AAUAUUUCCUGUUGCCAUCGCACGGCGUAUCUGCUACACCACGUGAUGGCGGCGGGUUCCGGCUAGUGGUUGCCAUGGCGAUGACUUGAGGAUUUGAUGCGGAGACUCGAUGCGCAUUCGGCAGGAAUUAGACUGCGCUGCAGGAAUAUCCGCGAGUUUCCCUAGACAACCUGCUGACAAGAAAAUGCAUUUCAGCCCUCCUGUCAGCAGAGACAGGAUCAUAUGUACAUUUCCAAAGUGUUAUAAUCCACAAGCCUGCCUACAGGUGAAGGAUGACUGGGAUACAAAAGCCAAGAUGGCUUGUCAAGACCGGGCGGCCCGCCUGCAAGGGUAUGUAUGUAUGUAUGACAGGCUUAAGAUGUCAAAAGCAGUAGUGGUUGGAGAUCUGAAUGUGGGAAAGACAUGUUUAAUAAACAGGUUCUGUAAAGAUGUGUUUGAGAGAGACUACAAGGCUACUAUAGGUGUUGACUUUGAGAUUGAGAGAUUUGAGAUGUCUGGGCUGCCCUAUUCUCUUCAAAUAUGGGACACUGCAGGCCAAGAAAAGUUCAAAUGCAUUGCAUCAGCAUAUUACAGAGGAGCUCAAGUUAUUAUUACUGUCUUUGACAUGGCGGAUAUCAAGACCUUGGAAAACACACAACAGUGGUUAUCGGAGGCACUGAAAGAAAAUGAACCAAACUCCUGUUUUGUUUUCUUGGUUGGCACAAAAAGAGACCUCCUGUCUGCAGAAGAGUGCGAGAGAACAGAGAUGGAUGCCAUAAAGAUUGCAGCAGAAAUGAAUGCUGAAUUCUGGUCGGUGUCCUCAAAAACAGGGGAGAAUGUCCAGGAGUUUUUCUUUCGCGUGGCAGCUCUGGCCUUUGAAGAUGCCAUUCUGAAGGACCUGGAGACAGAAAUCAGCACCGCUCAGAUCGGAGAUGGAAGUAUUCUCAAUGAUAAAGCACUGGAAGAUGCUGAAGAAAAACCAAAGAAGAAGUCCUGUUGUUGAUCCUGGAUCUUUCAAGAAGAAAAAUUACCAACUUGUAUUACAGAACAAAAUAAAUAUAGUUGAAAAAGAAGUGUUUUUCCCUGACAUAACCAACUUCUGAGUUGGUGCAUCACUAAUGUGCUCUCUGAGAGGGACCACCUUAUCAGAACACACAUAAAAAUAAGGGACUGAUAACCAAUAUGAGUUUGAUUUAUACUGUAGUAUUAACAUUAGUAUUUUGUAAUGCUCAAUAAACUGCCAUUUAAUGAU
This is a messenger RNA of Megalobrama amblycephala (Wuchang bream), 1231 nucleotides long. It is a transcript of the gene rab36, whose product is annotated as RAB36, member RAS oncogene family. Lineage: Eukaryota; Metazoa; Chordata; Actinopteri; Cypriniformes; Xenocyprididae. The transcript has 11 exons. The coding region runs from base 110 to 982 and encodes 290 amino acids. Gene Ontology annotation, molecular function: GTPase activity; GTP binding. The record is from RefSeq and is a predicted model, not a curated record.